AUGGUGGACUUAGUAGCUCAGAAAAUGCCCUCUGAGAAUGACGUGCACGUGGCCAGGAGCUUUCUCACCAAGAUUUUACGCAGUUCAAUGAGAAAGAACCGUUUCAAAGGGAGGAAUGAGCCCAUUGGCAGGCCUCACUCUUGGCACUCGACCAAGUUCAACGAAAACCAACUGGAGCCAACGAAAACGCAGUCUCCGCCCACCCCAGUCUGGCACAGCAGAUAUGACGCGAGCUCCUCAUCCGCAGACCUCACCUCCAGCUGGGAGCAGACAAACCUUUGUCGGGUCUCAGACCAGUUCAGCUCCUUGGGCAGCAUGGACAGCCUAGAGCACGUCCCACACCCUUACCCCGCUGGUCCCCUCACCCCUGCCAAAUCCAACAACAGCAUGGAGCACCUGGGAGGAGGAGGAGGAGGAGGAGGAGUAGGAGGUGGAGGGAAGAGGGACUCUGCAUACAGCUCCUUCUCCACCAGUUCAGGCACUCCGGACUACACUCUGUCCAAAAGCAACACCGCCUCUACGGAGAACGUCUUAUUCAAAGUCAGCCAAUGGGACACAGGAGGCAAACCCAUGAGCAACAGAAACCCCCAAAGUGAAGCUCGACCAGACGACCGGCUCACGUAUUUCCAAAUUCCAGGAUGUGAGGGUCAGCACAGUGAAGACCAGGCCGGCUCCAGGGUCUCCACCUCUAGCCGCUCCAGCUUCGGCCCGGUUUGGCACGUGCCGGAAAAGACCAAAAAGACCUCCUCGCCAUCGCCGCCUCCUCCCGCUCCUCCCACACGCAGUGACAGUUUUGCCGCGACGAAGCAACAUGAAAGGGUGCACUCUACUGGUCACUUUGAGGAACCGCACGUGAAGAUGGCGAUGGACCAUAGACGCAGUUUCAAUCUCUCGCCGAAUCAUGACUCUGACAGUUUGGCUCAAAACACACACAGUCAGGCAACUGCGAGCAAGCAGCAUUCCGUAAAUGUUCAACACCACGGAGACAAAAGCACUUUCUACCCCCAGCCAUGGACAACCACUGCCGCGAAAGCAUUCAAUAACACGCAGGAAACACAAAGUAAUGGCUCUUCGCAUCAUGGUCAAAACCACAGAAGGAACCUAAGCACCUCUUCUGUAGCCACAGCCUCCGAGCAAAACGAAAACUCAAACUGUUACUUCUGCGUCACACCGAACCAGCCGUCGCAGCCGUUUGUGACCAAGGACAGGAAAAUGUCCACUUCUAGCGAACGCUUGUGUCUCAGCCCGCAAACUGUGACAAAAACGCGAUAUAGUCUGCCCCCGCCUCAACACGCCACUCAAGCGAAGGCUAUGGAAGAGCGAGGAACGCCAAAUGCAGAAACUCCUUAUAUGAGUCAUGCUGUGAGUAGGAUUUCUGAACAGCGCAGGUCGAUGCCAGUGCAAGCUCAAACGCCACACGCAGACGUAAAGCAUGAGGUGUACAACAGCAAGAUCUGCCCUAAAGCCACCCCAAUACUCCACUCUCUGUCUAUGGACGCCAACACCAACCUGGACGAUGGAGGCGACGGUAAGAACAUGCAACGUAACGACAGGUUCGCCACAACGUUAAGGAACGAGAUCCUGAUGAGACGAGCCAAGCUGCAGAAGAGUAAAAGCGCCGCCACUCUCCCCGCCUCCGAAACUGAACUGGAGGAAGAUCAAGAUGUUUGGAAGUCAUCGGAAAACGCCACUCCCACAUCCAAUGCUUACAAGGACCACCUGAAGGAGAUGCAGGCGCGAGUGCUGAAGGCCACGUCGUUCCGGAGGAGAGACCUGGAGCCGGUUCUGUUGGAGAGUUCAGAGCUGUCCACCAAUUACACGUCUGUGGCUCGAAAAGAGAGUUCUCUGCCUCCUGUUUCCGAGUCCGUACGAAGCAAAUCAGGACCAGUGGCUCGAAUCGGAGGACGCAAACGCUUUCCCACAGAGAAAAAGGUCAAAUCCUUUUCGGAGCCGGAUCAGAUUCAUCAUGUCGGGAUGAAGGAAGAUCCAAGUUUAGCUGCGACUUCAGGAGCAGCUUCGUAUGAUCGCAGUGCGGCGAAGAGCCAAACAGACGUCCGGCCCCAAUCCUUAGCAGGAAGUCGAGAAACGGGUCCACCUCCAACAAGAUUUCCAGAGGAGGAGAUUCAGGGAGGCUUAUCUGUUCCUGAAAAUCAAAGGCUGGGGACUUUUGCAGAGUACGAAGAACGCUGGAGCAUACAGAAGAAGCCGGCGGUGGAGAAGAGAGCGUCAGGACGAUACAGAUCGGCCGAUAAUAUUCUGGAUCACGGGACGGAGGAGCGACACCAGAGCAGCAGCGGGUUCCACGAGAGAUCCAGGUCCUCUCCAUCAGCGGACGUCUUUGCACAGAGGUUUCCUGCUCCUUCUCAAAAGUCUGAGAGUGAGUAUUCCCAGACUGGGGACCGCGUACCUGCAGAACAGCCCACAGCAGCCACAGGGAGGAGCGAGCCGGAGAGGGAGCCUCCCACUGCCACCAGCCCCAGCCUCCAAGAUCCCAGAGGAGACCCAAAGACCAGCAGCGCCAGCACGGACUACACUUUAGCUAACUGUAGUGAUAGCUCCUGUCUGCCCCCUCUGCCCGCCCCCUUGCCCACAGCAGAGCAGUGCGAGGGGACUGUGGACAAAGGACCAGAAAAGCUCAGAGCAUCAUCCCACACAGAGAUAGGACGAAACAACAUGGAGACACGGCGCUCUCCCUCGCCACAGUUCUCCCCACAGAGACUCAGCGACAAACCCCCAGUGUCUCUCCCAGAAGACCCCUCCUCCAACAGGUUUGAGUCUGUGACAGAAGCUCAGAAUCCAGCCGUGAAGAAAGUUCCCAUUCGGAUCAUCCACUCGGAGACAGCUGCAGAGAAGAACUGUCCGUUUCUGAGACACCCAGACCCAGUCCCAACGGAGACCAUGACCCGAGUCCCCAGUCUCACCGCCGGGGGCCAGGACUCCGUGUUCUGUGCUUUCACACGACAGAAAGACCUUUACAUUAGCACCAUCACAGACCAGAACCUGAAGAACCACAGAGACUGCACCUCAGUGGACCAGAACCACCACAGUGACAGUACCUCAGAGGACCAGAACCUCCACAAAGACAGUACCUCAGAGGACCAGAAGAGGGCAGAGCUGGUGCGAGACAUCAUGGGGAAAGACAGGUCCCUGGUGGAGAUCCUGGACCAAAGCCGGAUGAGGACCACCAUGGACCUGAUGGAGGGGAUCUUUCCUCAAGGGGAGCAGCUGGGGGAGGCGCCGAGGCGCCGGGGGUCAGUGAAGCAGGCCAGACCAACAGAGACCAGAAAGGAGAGCCCAGCGGCCGUUUCCAUGGUGACCAGUGCCACUUACUACAGUACGUCUGCGCCUAAAGCCGAGAUGCUGAUGAAGAUGAAGGACAUGCCUGAGGAAGAGGAGGACUCCGAAGAAGAGCUGGACCUAGACCUGGCCAAUAAAAAGCAAGAGUUGAUCGACAGCCUGACAAAAAAGCUCCAGGUGCUACGGGAGGCGCGGGAAAGCCUCCAGGAAGACGUCCUGGACAACAACGCUCUGGGGGAGGAGGUGGAGGAGCAGGUGCAGGCGCGGUGUAAACCCAACGAACUCGAAAAGUUCCGGAUGUUUGUGGGAGACUUGGACAAAGUAGUGUCUCUGCUGCUGUCGCUGUCCGGACGCCUGGCACGAGUCGAGAACGCUCUCAACUGCCCUGAGGAGGACGCCACGGCCGAGGAGAGGCGCACUCUGAUGGAGAAGCGGAAGUUGCUGAUUCGACAGCACGAGGAUGCCAAGGAGCUGAAGGAGAACCUGGACCGUCGGGAGCGUGUGGUGUGUGAGAUCCUGGGCUCCUCCCUCCACCAGGAGGCGCUCACAGACUACGAGCACUUUGUCAAAAUGAAGUCUGCGCUGAUCAUCGAGCAGCGGAAACUGGACGACAAGAUUAAACUGGGAGAGGAGCAACUCAAGUGUCUCCUGGACAGUCUGCCCCUGGACCAGCGCCUCCUCUGA
This is a messenger RNA of Knipowitschia caucasica, 3981 nucleotides long. NCBI's taxonomy places the organism in Eukaryota, Metazoa, Chordata, Actinopteri, Gobiiformes, Gobiidae. The record is from the annotation of a GenBank genome assembly.